AGCUUCAUCAAAAUAAAAAAAAAAAUAUCUCCCGAAGAAAACGAAAACAUGAAAAGUUUUCUAAAAAGUAGUGUUUUAGUAAAAAGUAAUAAAAAACAACAAAAUGAAAAAAUCUUUAACAUUUUAACCUACACUUUAGUGGCUAUUGUUAUUUUCGGUGGAGUUUCACUUUUGUGGGAUCUCUUCGAAGAAAAAAAACACUCAGCCAAUGGAUUUUCAAACAAAAAAGUUUCCCUCGACAUUUCGAGAAUUUCCGAGUUUGUUUUAGAAGAUGAUGCUGAAUUGGCUCGUGGUAGGAAUCUGAAUUGUUCAUUUUGGGAUUGUUUUAAUGUCUAUCGUUGUGGGCAACGUGAACAAGAUAGAAUUACAAUUUAUGUCUAUCCACUUACUGAAUAUGUGGAUCAGGCAUCGAAACAAGCUUUCACCUUGACUCAGGAAUAUCAUGAGAUUUUGAAAGCAAUUGUAGAAAGUCCCUAUUACACUCCAAAUCCAAAUGAAGCUUGUCUAUUUGCUCCAAGCAUUGAUACACUCAAUCAAAAUCUAUUAGAUACCAAAUUGGUUGGAAAAGCUUUGGCUUCAUUAAACUAUUGGGAGAAUGGAGAGAAUCAUAUUCUCUUCAAUAUGCUUCCGGGUGGGUAUCCUGAAUUUAAUCGGGUUAUGGAUGUGAACACUGACAAAGCGUUGAUUAUGGGAGGUGGCUUUGAUUCAUGGAGCUAUCGUGUGGGCUUUGAUAUAUCCAUUCCCGUAUGGAGCCCCCGUUUAGUUAGUCACAGUCAUGUCGUCAGUCAUGGGGAAAAGAAAUUCCUCCUGAUUGCUGCUCAGCUAAACAUGCUCCCUCAGCAUAUUAGACUUUUACGGGAUUUGGCUGAUGAACUUGGUCAAUAUGUGUUACUUCUUUCGACUUGUCCACAGAAAGAAGUCGAUGAAAUGACUGAAAAUCAAAGAAUAAACACAAGUAUUCGAUGUAGUUUGCCCAAAGGCAAACGUCAUGAUUAUCCUCGAGUUCUAGGCAAAGGAACAUUUUGCCUUAUUGCUCGUAGUGUUCGAUUAGGGCAAUCGGAUUUGCUCGAAAUUAUGGCGCAUAAUUGUAUACCGGUUAUUAUGGCUGAUAAUUAUAUUCUUCCCUUUAAGGAUGUCAUCGACUGGGAACUUGCCUCAAUUCGCAUUCGUGAAGCAGAUUUACAUUCCAUUAUGGACAAGUUGCAAUCAGUUUCUGCAGAAAAAAUCCAUGAACUUCAAGAACAAGGCAAAUGGUUGUAUGAACGUUAUUUCAAAGAUCUCUCAACCAUUACAAGAACGACAUUGGAUAUACUCAAUGAUAGAGUUUUCCCCCAUUUGGCAAAGACUUCACUUCAGUGGAACACUCCUUACAACUAUAAAGCAAGUCAUAAUCCUCUAUUCCUGCCAUUGAUUGCAUCAAAAACUCAAGGAUUCACAGCGGUUAUUCUAACUUACGAUCGCGUAGAGAGCUUGUUUACUCUGAUUCAAAAACUUGCCAUAGUUCCAUCGCUUCAGAAAAUCUUAGUUGUUUGGAAUAAUCAGAAGAAGUUACCACCUCUUCCUUCAAUGUUUCCAAAAAUACUUAAACCAUUCAAAGUAAUUCAAACGAGGGCAAAUAAGUUGUCGAAUCGAUUCUUUCCAUAUGACGAAAUAGAAACAGAGGCUAUUUUAACCAUUGAUGAUGAUAUUGUUAUGCUGACUGCUGAUGAACUUGAUUUUGGUUAUGAAGUUUGGCGAGAAUUCCCCGAUCGUAUUGUUGGCUUCCCAAGUCGUAUUCAUGUUUGGGAUAAUGUCACACUUCGAUGGCGUUACGAAUCCGAAUGGACAAAUCAAAUAUCCAUGGUUUUAACUGGUGCAGCAUUUCAUCAUAAAUAUUGGAGCUACAUGUAUACCAAUGCCAUGCCAGGUGAUAUAAAAGAUUGGGUCGAUGAACAUAUGAAUUGCGAAGAUAUUGCAAUGAAUUUCCUUGUGGCAAAUAUUACAAAUAAGCCACCUAUUAAGGUGACACCACGUAAAAAAUUCAAAUGUCCCGAAUGUACAAAUACUGAAAUGUUAUCGGCCGAUUUGAAUCAUAUGAUGGAACGAUCGGCAUGCAUUGAUCGUUUUGCUAAAAUCUAUGGCAGUAUGCCAUUGCAAAGUGUUGAAUUUCGUGCUGAUCCUGUGCUGUAUAAGGAUAAUUUCCCAGAGAAACUGAAGCGUUUCAAUGAUAUUGGUAGUUUGUAAGGAGGGUGUUUUGUUCUCAAACACAGACAAAACACACAAAAUCGUAGUUUAAUUAAAUUAACCAAAUAUUAUAAGUAAGUAAUUAGUAGAAUUUUAGAAUUAUAUAUAAUAUCUGUUAGGCAAGACAAUUUACAUACUCACAUUGUGGUUAAAUGAUGAGAUUAUUUGAAAUUAAAUAUUAUUAAUGCUCAA
Messenger RNA from Episyrphus balteatus (marmalade hoverfly), 2415 nucleotides. It is a transcript of the gene sotv, whose product is annotated as exostosin-2. NCBI's taxonomy places the organism in Eukaryota, Metazoa, Arthropoda, Insecta, Diptera, Syrphidae. The record is from RefSeq and is a predicted model, not a curated record. Gene Ontology annotation, cellular component: membrane. The coding region runs from base 49 to 2223 and encodes 724 amino acids. The transcript has 4 exons. Gene Ontology annotation, molecular function: glycosyltransferase activity.